Molecule: messenger RNA, 18068 nt
Organism: Manis pentadactyla (Chinese pangolin)
Lineage: Eukaryota; Metazoa; Chordata; Mammalia; Pholidota; Manidae
Gene: PCLO
Product: piccolo presynaptic cytomatrix protein
Exons: 26
Coding region: 285-15575 (5096 amino acids)
Biological process (GO): presynaptic active zone assembly; protein localization to synapse
Cellular component (GO): glutamatergic synapse; membrane; cytoskeleton of presynaptic active zone
Molecular function (GO): protein binding; structural constituent of presynaptic active zone; metal ion binding
Source: RefSeq, a predicted model, not a curated record
GCGCCCGGCUGGCACAGUUCUGCUUCUCCCCGGCUCGGGGCGCCGAGGCGGCGUCGGGGAGGUGUCCAACAUGGAGGAGGCGCCGGCCGCGGGCGUCACCUGCGAGGGGGACUAAUCCCCGCCUGGCGCUCCGGCCGGCGGUGCCGGGUCCCGAGCCCCGGGGCUUCGUCGCCUGCACACCCCGCAGCGGACCCCGGCUCCGGCUGCUCUCCGGCUGCGCGCUUCCAGACGCGGACGUCCGCAGCGCGAGGAGAGAGCGCGGCGGCCCCGAGUCUCCCCGAGCCAUGGGCAACGAGGCGAGCUUGGAAGGGGAAGGGCUCCCCGAAGGACUGGUGGCGGCGGCGGCAGCGGCCGGAGCAGGGGCUGGCGGGGCGGGGAGCUCCUUGCACACUGGGAUCCCGGCCGGCAUGGAGGCGGAUCUGAGCCAGCUGAGCGAAGAGGAGAGGAGACAGAUAGCCGCUGUCAUGUCAAGGGCGCAGGGGCUGCCCAAGGGAAGCGUUCCCCCGGCCGCUGCGGAGUCGCCUUCCAUGCACAGGAAACAAGAGCUGGAUAGUAGUCACCCUCCAAUGCAACCAGGCAAACCACUGGGCCCUGGGCGUCCGGCUCAGCCUGGCCUCAGUAAAAGCAGAACUACAGAUACUUUGAGAUCAGAGCAGAAACUGCCUGGAAGGAGUCCUUCCACGAUCAGCUUGAAAGAAUCAAAGUCCAGAACUGAUUUUAAGGAAGAGCACAAGUCUAGUAUGAUGCCUGGCUUCCUCUCAGAGGUUAACCCUCUAAGUGCUGUGUCCUCUGUUGUAAAUAAAUUCAAUCCUUUUGAUUUGAUAUCAGACUCUGAUGUAUCCCAGGAAGAAGCCACCAAGAAACAGAAAUUAGCUCAGAAGGAACAAGGAAAACCUGAAGGAAUCAUAAAGCCUCCAUCACAACAGUCACACAAGCCGGGUCCUAAGCAGCAAGGACCUGUGAGGGCCCCAUUGGAGCAGGAUGGCCCUCCCAAGUUGGUAUCUUCUCAGCAACCAGAGAAGAUGAAAACACAGCCUCCAGGGACAGGAAAGUCAGUUCAGGGGCCUCCCCAGGCUCUGCAGACAGACCAGGCAAAACUGCCACUUCAGAGAGAUGCAGCGAGACCUCAGACUAAACAAUCAGACAUGGUCAGAGGAGAAUCGGUUAAACCCUCAGUGCAAAGCCCAUCCAAACCACCUCUUCAGCAAGCAAGUCCUGGGAAACCUCCAGCCCAGCAGCCUGGACCUGAAAAACUUUCCACACCACAACCUGGGUCUGCAAAACCUUCAGCUCAGCAACCAGGAGCAGCAAAGGCUCCAGCCCAGCCACCAGGGGCUGCAAAGCCUGCCGCUCAGCAGCCUGGGCCAAAGUCUGUAGCACAGCCUCCUGCAAAGGCCCCAUUGCAACAGCCAGGGCCACCAAAAUCCCCAGCUCACCACCCUGGCCCAGCAAAGGCUAUGGCUCAGCAGCCUGGGCCAGGAAAGACUCCUGCUCAACAAGUUGGUCCAGCAAAGCUCCCAGCUCAGCAGCCCAGCCCGGCGAAGCCCCAACCUCAGCAGCCCAGCCCGGCGAAGCCCCCACCUCAGCAGCCCAGCCCGGCAAAGCCCCCUCCUCAGCAGCCCGGCCCGGCGAAGCCCCCACCUCAGCAGCCCAGCCUGGUGAAGCCCCCUCCUCAGCAGCCCAGCCCGGCGAAGCCCCCACCUCAGCAGCCCAGCCCGGUGAAGCCCCCACCUCAGCAGCCCGGCCUGGCAAAGCCCCCUCCUCAGCAGCCAAGCCCGGUGAAACCCCCGCCUCAGCAGCCCGGCCCAGCAAAGCCCCCUCCUCAGCAGCCUGGCCUGGCAAAGCUCCCUCCUCAGCAAUCUAUAAAACCAGUAAGCCAAACAGGAGCUGGGAAACCUCUGCAGCCACUAACUUCUCCAUCUGCAGCACAGACUCCAGUACAAGGCCUCCCUAAAACCAUCUGUCCUCUUUGCAAUACCACUGAACUUCUGUUGCAUGUUCCAGAAAAGGCCAAUUUUAACACAUGCACUGGGUGUCAAACUACUGUCUGUAGCCUCUGUGGUUUCAAUCCCAAUCCUCACUUAACCGAGGUAAAAGAGUGGCUCUGUUUAAACUGUCAGAUGCAAAGAGCUCUAGGAAGUGAUCUGGCUCCAGUUCCAUCAUCAUCCCAGCCCAAACCGAAGACUGCCGCUGUUAUUUCUACAUCAGCAGUGAGCAAACCAUCCCCACAGUCACAGCAGGUUUCUCCAAAGAGGGAUACUGCACCCCAACAGGGUAUCUCAAAAGCCCCUGAGUCUAAGAAGCCCCCACCACUAGUGAAACAGCCAACCCUUCGUGGUUCUCCCCCAGUCACGGCCAAGCAAAGUCCCGUGGCAGAGUCCACAUCCAAGCCAGACCCUCUCAAAGAGCCUUCUGUCCUACCUGAGCAGGCUAAGGUCCCCAUGGCCAGUGAUAAACCACAGCACCCCAAGACAACAAAGCCAACCACGGACUUUGUGUCCUCGUUGUCAACAGUGGUGAAACCUGGUACUCCAGGCUCUGAAGCACCGUCUCAGGAUGAAGAGAUAACACCCUCUCCUCUAAAAACAGACUCUGCCAAACCCUCACAGAGUUUUCCACCACCUGGAGAAAGAGUCACCUCAUUCGAUUCUAAAGUCAUUCCUCGACCUGCAUCGGAUUUGAAAAUUAUUUCACAUCCUGGGCCUGGUUCAGAGAGCACAGGUCAAAAACACGUAGAUCUGGUUCAGAAGAAGGAAGAACCCAAGAAAGCACAAACGAAGACGAGCCCCAAGCCAGUGAUCAAAGGGUCCCCGACACCUCCAGGCCCACGACCUACCCCUGGACAAACUGCCCCCAAGGGUCAGCAGCCUCCAAAACCUCAGGAGCAGUCAAGACGUUUCAGUCUGAAUUUGGGAAGUAUUACUGAUGCCCCUAAAUCACAGCCCACAACUCCUCAAGAAACUGUGACUGGGAAGCUCUUUGGGUUUGGAGCAUCAAUCUUCAGCCAGGCAUCAAAUUUAAUAGCCACUGCAGGCCAGCCGGGGUCUCAUUCACAGAGUGGGCCAGGAGCCCCAACAAAACAAGGCCCUGCGCUUCCACAGCCAGCUCCCCCUCAGGGGCCACCCAAGUCCGCAGCACAGGGACCACCAGCACCUGUGAAGGUCACGCCUGUGAAAAAGGAAACAAAGGCUCCAAUAGCUGAAAAAUUAGAACCCAAAGCUGAACAAGUUCCAAUGGUAAAAAGAACAGAAACAGAAAAGAAGCCUCCACCCAUUAAGGAUAGCAAACCUUUGGCAGCUGAGCCUCAAAAGGCUGCCCUUCUCUCCAAACUGGAGAAAAGCUCCAAACCAGAAUCAGCCUGUCCUCUCUGCAAAACUGAAUUGAACAUAGGUUCCAAGGAUCCUCCUAACUUCAGUACUUGCACUGAAUGCAAGAAUCAAGUAUGUAACCUCUGUGGAUUUAACCCUACACCACACUUGACAGAGAUUCAAGACUGGCUUUGUUUAAAUUGCCAAACCCAGAGAGCAAUAUCAGGACAGCUUGGGGACUUAGGCAAAAUGCCACCUACACAGUUGGGACCAAAAGCCUCUCCUCUGCCUGUCCCUAUGGAGCAGCCAUCUCAGAAAACAGCAAUAGCUGCCCAAGCAAAAGUGAAAAAGAAGGAAGAAGAAGUAAAAUCAGACGCUGAAAAAGUCAUUCCAGAAAAAGUAAAAGAAAUGCCAUCAAUUGAAAAAAUUACUCCUAAGGUAACCACAGAUCAAAAACAAGAAGAAGGUAAACCAGAGAAAGACAAAACUUCAGCCCCUCAAGAAAAAAAGUCACCCCCUGAAGACAAAAAGCCACCCCCAGGAGCAAAAACAUCAGCUUUAGAGGAGGACCAGAAACAUGUCUUACCCCAAACUCAAGUACAGAUUCUUGAAGAAAAACCUGAAGCCAGAGUGGCUGCACAGGCAGGGCAAGAAGAGAAACGACCCCAGACUGAGACAGAAGAUAAGCCCUGUGCAGCAGCUCAGAGUCGGCCUCAGAAAGGUGAUUCCACCACCUCCAAAAUAAAAGAGCCACAGGCAGCAAGCAGGGCAAAGCCUGAUGGAGGGGAACCUGGGAAAGAAAAGACAGAAAAGGAAGAUGACAAAUCAGAAACUUCAAGUUCUCAGCAGCCGAAAAGCCCACAAGGUCUGAGUGACACAGGAUAUUCUUCUGAUGGAAUAUCAAGCUCACUUGGUGAAAUUCCAAGUCUUAUUCCAAGUGAUGAAAAGGAUUUACUCAAGGGACUCAAAAAGGACUCUUUUUCACAAGAAAGCAGCCCUUCCAGCCCCUCAGAUUUGGCUAAGUUGGAAAGUACAGUUCUAUCCAUUUUGGAAGCUCAGUCAAGUACACUUGCCGACAAAAGGUCAGAAAAGAAAACACCACCUCGUGAGGUUUCUCCUGAGCAGCCCAAGGACCAACAGAAAACUCGGAGUUUAUCUGAAACGCUGGAAACUACAAUUUCAGAAGAGGAACUCAAAGAGAGUCAGGAAGAAAAAGACACUCCUAAAAAAGACAGCCAACGAGACAGUCCUUCCCAAAGGGACCAAGAAGCAAGGUCUGAGUUUGUUGAUGAUGUAGCUACAAGAAGACAGCCUUGUGAUUCUGUUGAAGAGAGCAGUGAAAGCGAAAACUCACCUGUUAUACAAAGAAAACGGAGAACGAGUAUUGGUUCAUCAAGCAGUGAUGAGUACAAACAGGAGGAUAGUCAAGGAUCAGGUGAAGAGGAAGACUUUAUUCGAAAACAAAUCAUAGAAAUGAGUGCUGAUGAAGAUGCUUCAGGUUCUGAAGAUGAAGAGUUCAUUAGGAACCAGCUCAAAGAGAUUCGUAGUAGUAUUGAGAGCCAGAAGAAGGAAGAAACAAAGGGUAAGGUGAAAGUCACAGCAGGGAAACACAGGCGACUGACUCGAAAAAGUAGUGCAAGCUUUGAUGAGGAUGCAGGCAGACGCCAUUCAUGGCAUGAUGAAGAUGAUGAGACCUUUGAUGAAAGUCCUGAACUUAAAUACAGAGAAACUAAAAGCCAGGAGAAUGAAGAACUUGUAGUUGCUGGAGGAGGAGGCCUCCGUCGAUUCAAAACGAUAGAACUCAACAGCACAAUAGCAGAUAAAUAUUCUUCAGACUCAUCACAGAAAAAGACAACUUUGUAUUUUGAUGAAGAGCCAGAAUUAGAAAUGGAAAGCUUGACAGACUCUCCAGAAGACAGGUCAAGGGGAGAAGGAUCCUCUAGUCUUCAUGCUUCCAGCUUCACUCCUGGCACAUCCCCUACAUCAGUGUCUUCUCUUGAUGAGGACAGUGACAGUAGCCCAAGUCACAAAAAAGGAGAGAGCAAACAGCAACGCAAAGCUCGGCACAGACCUCAUGGCCCUCUUUUACCUACUAUUGAAGAUUCUUCAGAGGAAGAAGAAUUGAGAGAGGAAGAAGAAUUAUUAAAGGAGCAAGAAAAGCAGCGAGAAUUAGAACAGCAACAAAGAAAGAGCUCUAGUAAGAAAUCAAAGAAAGACAAAGAUGAACUUCGAGCUCAGAGAAGGAGGGAAAGACCAAAGACACCACCCAGUAACCUGUCUCCCAUUGAAGAUGCAUCUCCAACAGAAGAAUUACGUCAGGCUGCAGAAAUGGAGGAGCUCCAUCGAUCUUCUUGUUCUGAAUAUUCACCUAGCAUAGAGUCAGACCCAGAAGGUUUUGAAAUAAGCCCAGAGAAAAUAAUAGAAGUGCAAAAAGUUUAUAAAUUGCCCACAGCUGUGUCUUUAUACUCACCAACAGAUGAGCAAUCUAUUAUGCAGAAAGAAGGUAGCCAAAAGGCAUUAAAAAGUGCUGAGGAGAUGUAUGAAGAAAUGAUGCAUAAAUCCCACAAAUACAAAGCUUUUCCAGCUGCAAAUGAACGAGAUGAAAUGUUUGAAAAAGAGCCUUUGUAUGGUGGGAUGUUAAUAGAGGAUUAUAUUUAUGAGUCUUUAGUAGAGGACACUUACAAUGGUUCAGUAGGUGGCAGUCUGCUUACGAGGCAAGAAGAAGAAAAUGGGUUUAUGCAGCAGAGAGAGAGAGAGCAAAAAAUAAGUCUUCCAGAACAGAUUUAUGAAGAUCCUAUGCAGAAAAUUACAGACCUCCAGAAAGAGUUUUAUGAGUUAGAAAGCUUACAUUCUGUUGUGCCUCAAGAAGACAUUGUUUCGAGCUCUUAUAUCAUUCCAGAAAGCCAUGAGAUAGUAGACCUGGAUAGUAUGGUAACUUCUACCAGUGAAGAAAAAAAAUUGUUAGAUGCUGAUGCUGCAUAUGAAGAACUCAUGAAAAGGCAACAGAUGCAACUAACACCUGGAUCCAGUCCACCCCAGGCCCCCAUCAGGGAUGAUAUGACAGAGUCCACUGUGGACUUUGACAGGGCACCUGAUGCAUCUUUGACAUCAAGUAUCCUCUCAGGAGCAUCUCUUACAGAUUCAACCAGCAGUACAACACUCUCUAUCCCAGAUGUUAAAAUAACCCAACAUUUUUCAACAGAAGAAAUUGAGGAUGAAUAUGUAACUGAUCAUACAAGAGAAAUACAAGAGAUAAUUGCCCAUGAAUCACUGAUUUUGACCUACUCUGAGCCUUCAGAAAGUGCUACAUCUGUCCCACCCUCUGACACACCCUCUCUCACAUCAUCCGUUUCUUCAGUUGGUACUACAGAUAGCUCCUCACCCAUUACUACCCUGGAUAGCAUAACCACAGUUUAUACAGAGCCAGUGGACAUAGUAACUAAAUUUGAAGAUUCUCAGGAAAUUUCUUCAUCAACAUAUUUUCCAGGCAGCGUUAUAGACUACCCCGAAGAAAUAAGUAUAUCUUUAGAUCGGACUACCAUACCAACUAGUGCUGAUCAUAUUGUAAUUUCAAUAUCUAAUAUGGAACCUUCUAUCAUAGAAUCUGUAGAAACUAAACCAGAGAGGCUAAUUGCUGACACUAUUCCCACUGACUUUUCUGUAUCUGAAAAAGAGCUAGUGAAGAAAGCCAAGAAGGAGGCUGGGAAUGGAAUUAUUCUGGAAGUUUUGGAAGCUUACAUAGAUAAAAGGAAAGAGUCUGAGGAUGAACUAACAAAAAUUAUCCUAUCUGAAACUAUAUUUGAUCGACCACCUUCUUCUGUAACAGCCCUUCCAGUGAAGGAGCAGGUUUCAACUACAUGCUUUGUAUCUGAAGGGGUCUUUGAUCAAGCAAAACCUCCUUUUCAGUCGCCAUCUGGCAGUCCUUCUAUUUCCUCUCUUCCAACUAAGACUCGCCCAUUGUUUCGAAGUGCUUCUUUGGACACAUCAGCCCAACCUCCUCCCCCACCGCCUCCUCCCCCGCCUCCCCCGCCGCCUCCUCCCCCGCCUCCUCCUCCCCCACCUCUUCCUCCACCAACCUCACCUAAACCAACUAUUCAUCCUAGGAAAAAGCUAACCGUGACAGCUACACCUCCAACUGAUACUGUCACUACAGUAGAAACCACAGCUGCUCCAAGGAGUAAUGGGUUACCAGCAACAAAAAUAUGUCCCACUGCACCUCCUCCUGUUCCCCCUAAGCCAUCUUCAAUUCCAUCUGGACUUGUAUUUACACAUAGACCUGAGCCAAGCAAACCUCCAAUUGCGCCUAAGCCAGCAGUUCCUCCGCUUCCAGUAACCACACAAAAACCAACAGAUACACACCCCAAACCAACAGGUCUAUCUUUAACUUCAGAUAUGACAUUGAAUUUAGUGACUUCAGCAGAUUAUAAAUUGCCUUCCCCUACCUCCCCACUUUCCCCUCACUCUAACAAGUCUUCACCAAGAUUUUCUAAAUCCCUCAUGGAAACUUAUGUGGUUAUCACAUUGCCAUCUGAACCUGGGACUCCAACAGAUUCUUCAACUAGUCAAGGAAUUACAAGUUGGCCCCUGGGAUCACCCUCCAGAGAUCUGAUUUCCAUUGAACCCGUGUUUUCUGUAGUUCCUCCUAUGACAGCUGCCGAAAUUUCAAGUUCUUCAGAAAAAAGCCUGUACAUCUCAGAAGCUUUGGAGACAUUUUAUGCUGUUCCUGUCACAACACUACCUUCAUUUCAAGCGGCCCCAACUUCAGUUACACAGUUUCUCACAACUGAAGUUACUAAGACUGAGGUUGCAGCAGCCAGAAGUGCAAUCCCUACUGCUAGUCUCAGCAGCAUCUCUUUAUCAAUUCCUCCAGAACCGCUUGCUCUAGAUACCCUACAUUUAGAGAAGCAUCAGCAUAAAGAAAAUGGAAAGAUGCAGCUUGUUGGCGAUGCCAUUGAUUUGCGUACAGUACCAAAGGCAGAAGUUAAAGGAACUGAAGAAUGUAUGGAUCUUUCUGCUUCUACGAUGGAGGUAAAAAGACAGACCCCAACAAGUGACAUUUAUGGGAGACAAAUCAGUGCUGUCCAACCCUCUGUAAUAAAUCUCAGUGUAACUUCAUCAGUCGUGACUCCAGUAUCCCUGACCACCGAGACAGUAACUGUGGUCACAGCUAGUGCAAGUUAUACCAUGGGUACAGAAAGCCUAGAGGGUAGAGAACAUGUGGCACCAACACCGGUCCAGCUCACUACAUUGAAAUACGCUGAGCCCCCAUCCAGAAUACCAAGUGGGCAAGCCUUUUCUGCAGUUAGGGAGGAAGCACCGAUAAACUUAUCUGUAGGUCCUUCAGCACACGCAGUCACACUGGCGAUUACAAAACCUGCUACUGCACCUCCUGUUGGUGUCACAAAUGGAUGGACUGACAGCACCACAGCCCAGGCCAUCACUGAUGGAGAAGUAGUGGAUCUCAGUACAACAAAGUCUCACAGAACUGUUGUAACAAUCGAUGAAUCUGCUUCAAGUAUGGUGACAAAAAUAAUAGAAGAUGAAGAAAAACCUGUUGAUCUGACUGCAGGAAGGAGAGCUGUAUGCUGCGAUGUGGUUUAUAAGCUGCCCUUUGGAAGGAGCUGCACAGCACAACAGCCUGCAACUACUCUCCCUGAGGACCGUUUUGGUUAUAGGGAUGACCACUAUCAAUAUGAUCGAUCAGGGCCAUAUGGUUAUAGAGGGAUUGGGGGAAUGAAACCUUCCAUGUCAGACACUAAUUUAGCAGAAGCUGGACAUUUUUUCUAUAAAAGUAAGAAUGCUUUUGAUUAUUCUGGAGGAACUGAUGCAGCAGUAGAUCUAACUUCAGGGAGAAUUACUACAGGUGAGGUAAUGGAUUAUUCAAGCAAGACUACAGGUUCCUAUCCAGAAACACAACAAGUCAUUUCAGAAGUUGGGGUUGGUACCCCACAGUAUUCCACAGCAAGAAAGACUCCACCUCCAAGUCCCCAGUAUGGUGUGGGGAGUGUUUUGAGGUCAUCUAAUGGUGUUGUCUAUUCUUCAGUAGCAACUCCAGUUCCCUCUACAUUUGCUAUCACCACACAACCUGGCUCCAUUUUCAGCACCACGGUGAGGGAUUUGUCUGGCAUGCACCCAGCUGAUGCAGUGACUUCACUAUCCGCCCUGCAACAGAACCAGCCAAUGCCUAGAUCAUAUUUCCUAGCAACAGGUGCAUCAGAAACAGAUGUUGCAGUAACUGGUGUUGAUAUCAAUGCCAGUUUGCAAACUAUUGCUAUGGAAACUCUUACUGCAGAGACAAUAGACUCACUUCCCACUUUAACCACAGCGUCUGAAGUGUUUUCUGAAGUGGUGGGAGAUGAAAGUACUAUUUUAAUUGUCCCUGAAGAAGAUAAACAACAGCAGCAGCUAGACUUGGAGCGUGAGCUCUUGGAACUGGAGAAAAUUAAGCAACAGCGUUUUGCUGAGGAAUUGGAGUGGGAACGUCAGGAAAUACAAAGGUUCCGAGAACAAGAAAAGAUCAUGGUUCAAAAAAAGCUGGAGGAGCUUCAGUCAAUGAAGCAGCACCUUCUCUAUCAGCAAGAAGAAGAGCGUCAAGCACAGUUCAUGAUGAGGCAGGAGACCUUAGCUCAGCAGCAGUUACAGCUCGAGCAGAUCCAACAGCUCCAGCAACAGCUUCAGCAGCAGCUAGAGGAGCAGAAGAUUCGCCAGAUCUACCAGUAUAACUAUGACCCUUCUGGGACUGCUUCUCCACAGACCACUGCAGAGCAGGCAGUUUUGGAAGGCCAGUAUGCUGCCCCAGAGGGUGGUCAGUUUUGGGCAGCUGAAGAUGCAACCACGACAGCCUCAGCUGUUGUGGCGAUUGAAAUACCACAGAGCCAAGGGUGGUACACAGUUCAGUCUGAUGGGGUUACUCAAUACAUCGCCCCACCUGGCAUCCUGAGUACUGUUUCAGAAAUACCUCUAACAGACGUUGUUGUAAAAGAUGAAAACCAGCCCAAAAAGAGAAGCUCUGGAGCUAAAGUCCGUGGACAGUACGAUGAGCGAGGGGAAACCACGGCAGAGGAUCCCCGCUGCUUUAAGAAGAUAGUGGACAGUGGUGUACAAACUGACGACGAAGAUGCGGCAGAUCGGAGCUAUGUGAGUAGGAGAAGGAGAACUAAAAAGAGUGUUGAUACAAGUGUCCAAACUGACGAUGAAGAUCAGGAUGAGUGGGAUAUGCCUGCUAGAUCAAGGAGAAAAGCUCGUGUAGGGAAAUAUGGUGACAGCAGUACAGAGGCUGACAAGACCAAACCCCCUUCCAAGGUCUCCAGUGUAGCAGUUCAAACAGUAGCAGAGAUAUCUGUGCAAACCGAACCAGUUGGAACCAUAAGAACACCUUCAAUACGAGCACGCGUGGAUGCCAAGGUAGAAAUAAUUAAACACAUUUCAGCUCCUGAAAAGACUUACAAAGGGGGCAGUUUAGGAUGUCAAACAGAAGCAGAUUCAGACACACAAAGUCCUCAAUAUCUGAGUGCCACAUCUCCACCCAAAGACAAGAAACGCCCAACACCUUUAGAGAUCGGUUAUUCAUCUCACCUACGGGCAGAUUCCACAUUACAGCUGGCUCCUUCCCCGCCCAAAUCUCCAAAAGUCCUUUAUUCACCCAUUUCACCACUUUCACCAGGCAAAGCCUUAGAAUCAGCCUUUGUACCUUAUGAAAAACCCCUCCCUGAUGAUGUAAGUCCACAGAAAGUACUGCAUCCAGACAUGGCCAAAGUUCCCCCAGCAAGUCCUAAGACAGCCAAGAUGAUCCAGCGGUCCAUGUCUGACCCCAAGCCUCUGAGUCCAACAGCAGAUGAAAGUUCCAGGGGUCCUUUUCAGUAUACCGAGGGCUACACGACAAAAGGUUCCCAAACUAUGACACCCUCUGGCUCCCAGAAAAAAGUUAAGAGAACCCUGCCAAACCCACCUCCUGAGGAGACCAGCGCCGGAGCCCAGGCGGCAUACAGCGCUGUGGGCACGGUUUCCAGGAGAAGGAUCUGCAGAACCAACACAAUGGCACGGGCCAAGAUUCUCCAGGAUAUAGACAGAGAGCUUGAUCUUGUGGAGAGGGAAUCUGCAAAGCUUAGAAAGAAACAAGCCGAACUUGAUGAGGAAGAAAAGGAGAUCGAUGCCAAGUUAAGGUACCUGGAAAUGGGAAUUAACAGGAGGAAAGAGGCAUUAUUAAAGGAGCGAGAGAAGAGGGAGCGAGCCUACCUCCAGGGUGUAGCCGAAGAUCGGGAUUACAUGUCUGACAGUGAGGUGAGCAGCACCAGACCAGCCCGAAUGGAAAGUCAGCAUGGCGUGGAGCGCCCAAGAACAGCCCCCCAAGCAGAAUUCAGCCAGUUUAUACCACCACAGACCCAAACAGAAUCUCAACUCGUUCCUCCGACAAGCCCUUAUACACAAUACCAAUACUCUUCCCCUGCUCUUCCUACACAGGCACCCACCCCGUACACCCAACAAUCCCAUUUUCAGCAACAAACAUUAUACCAUCAGCAAGUUUCACCUUAUCAGACUCAGCCGUCAUUCCAAGCUGUAGCAACAAUGUCCUUCACUCCUCAAGCUCAACCUACACCAGCCCCACAACCAUCUUAUCAGCUACCAUCACAGAUGAUGGUGAUACAACAAAAGCCACAUCAAACCACACUGUAUUUGGAGCCCAAGAUAACUUCAAACUAUGAGGUGAUUCGCAACCAACCCCUGAUGAUAGCGCCUGUUUCUACUGAUAAUACAUACGCUGUUUCCCAUCUUGGUAGUAAGUACAAUAGUUUAGACUUGAGAAUAGGAUUGGAGGAAAGAAGUAGCAUGGCGAGCAGCCCCAUAUCCAGCAUAUCAGCAGAUUCUUUCUAUGCAGAUAUUGACCAUCAUACUCCACGAAACUAUGUCCUAAUCGAUGACAUUGGGGAGAUUACCAAAGGAACAGCAGCAUUAAGCACUGCAUUUAGCCUUCAUGAGAAAGAUCUAUCGAAAACAGACCGUCUCCUUAGAACCACUGAAACACGUAGGUCUCAAGAGGUGACAGAUUUUCUAGCACCUUUGCAGACUUCCUCCAGAUUGCAUAGUUACGUAAAAGCAGAGGAAGAUCCAAUGGAAGAUCCUUAUGAGUUAAAGCUCCUGAAACAUCAGAUUAAACAAGAAUUCCGUAGAGGAGCAGAAAGCUUAGAUCACCUGGCUGGUCUUUCUCAUUAUUACCAUGCCGAUACCAGCUACAGACAUUUCCCAAAAUCUGAAAAGUACAGCAUCAGUAGGCUCACACUGGAGAAACAGGCAGCAAAGCAGCUGCCAGCAGCCAUCCUGUACCAAAAGCAGUCAAAGCAUAAGAAAUCACUAAUGGACCCAAAAAUGUCAAAAUUUUCCCCUAUUCAAGAAAGUCGAGACCUUGAACCUGAUUAUUCGACCUACAUGACUUCUAGCACUUCAUCUAUUGGUGGCAUUUCCUCCAGAGCAAGGCUUCUUCAAGAUGAUAUCACUUUUGGCCUUAGGAAAAAUAUUACAGACCAGCAGAAAUUUAUGGGGUCUUCUCUUGGUUCAGGACUGGGCACAUUAGGAAAUACCCUACGGUCGGCUCUGCAGGAUGAAGCAGAUAAGCCGUACGGCAGUGGCAGCAGGUCCCGACCAUCUUCCAGACCUUCUUCUGUCUAUGGGCUCGAUUUAUCAAUUAAAAGAGAUUCUUCCAGCUCUUCCCUAAGACUGAAAGCUCAAGAGGCUGAAGCUCUAGAUGUUUCCUUCAGUCAUGCAUCACCUUCUGGCAGAACUAAGCCUACCAGCUUGCCAAUUAGCCAGAGUAGGGGAAGAAUACCAAUUGUGGCCCAGAAUUCUGAAGAAGAGAGUCCACUCAGUCCUGUUGGCCAGCCAAUGGGGAUGGCCAGGGCUGCAGCUGGACCCCUGCCACCAAUAUCUGCAGACACCAGGGAUCAGUUUGGAUCAAGUCACUCAUUGCCUGAAGUUCAGCAACACAUGAGAGAGGAAUCACGGACUCGAGGCUAUGACCGUGACAUAGCGUUCAUCAUGGAUGACUUCCAACAUGCCAUGUCAGACAGUGAAGCCUAUCACCUGCGUCGUGAAGAAACAGAUUGGUUUGACAAACCCAGGGAGUCUCGUUUGGAUAAUGGACAUGGUCUGGAUAGAAAACUACCAGAAAGAUUGGUCCACUCUAGACCACUCAGUCAACAUCAAGAGCAAAUUUUACAGAUGAACGGAAAGACCGUGCACUACAUCUUUCCUCAUGCAAGGAUAAAAAUAACAAGAGACUCUAAGGAUCACACAGUUUCAGGUAAUGGAUUAGGAAUUAGAAUUGUGGGUGGUAAAGAAAUCCCUGGACAUAGUGGAGAAAUUGGAGCCUAUAUUGCCAAGAUCCUUCCUGGGGGAAGUGCAGAACAGACAGGGAAACUUACAGAAGGGAUGCAAGUAUUGGAAUGGAAUGGAAUUCCUUUAACUUCUAAAACGUAUGAAGAAGUGCAGAGUAUCAUUAGUCAGCAAAGUGGGGAAGCAGAAAUAUGUGUAAGACUGGACCUCAAUAUGCUAUCAGAUUCUGAAAAUUCCCAACACCUGGAACUUCAUGAACCACCAAAAGCUGUGGAUAAAGCAAAAUCCCCAGGGGUGGAUCCUAAGCAGUUGGCAGCAGAGCUCCAGAAGGUUUCGCUACAGCAGUCGCCACUGGUUCUGUCGUCUGUCGUGGAAAAAGGAUCUCACGCGCAUUCGGGUCCUACAUCAGCAGGUUCCAGCUCCGUUCCCAGUCCUGGGCAACCAGGCUCUCCCUCCGUGAGCAAAAAGAAACACAGCAGCAGCAAGCCUACUGAUGCAACGAAGGUCGUCACUCAUCCAAUUACAGGGGAAAUUCAGCUUCAAAUCAACUAUGAUCUUGGAAAUCUCAUAAUACAUAUUCUUCAAGCAAGAAACCUAGUCCCUCGAGACAACAAUGGUUAUUCUGACCCCUUUGUUAAAGUGUACCUUCUUCCAGGGCGGGGUCAAGUCAUGGUUGUCCAGAAUGCAAGUGCUGAAUACAAAAGAAGAACUAAAUAUGUUCAGAAAAGUCUUAAUCCUGAGUGGAAUCAAACAGUAAUUUAUAAAAGUAUCUCCAUGGAACAGCUCAAGAAGAAAACACUGGAGGUGACAGUCUGGGAUUAUGAUAGAUUUUCUUCCAAUGACUUUCUUGGUGAGGUACUGAUUGAUUUAUCUAGCACCUCCCACCUCGAUAACACUCCUCGGUGGUAUCCCCUCAAGGAGCAGACCGAGAGCCUAGACCACGGCAAGCCCCACCCCAGUCAGAGCAGCCAGCGGUCUCCAAAGCCAUCCGUCAUCAAAAGCAGAAGCCACGGGAUCUUCCCGGACCCAUCCAAGGACAUGCAGGUCCCCACCAUUGAGAAAUCCCACAGCAGUCCGGGUAGCUCGAAAUCCUCAUCUGAAGGCCACCUGCGCUCCCAUGGACCAUCUCGCAGUCAAAGCAAAACCAGUGUCACUCAGGCCCACCUGGAAGACGCAGGGGCUGCUAUAGCCGCUGCUGAAGCCGCUGUGCAACAACUCCGCCUUCAACCAACCAAUGGCAGCCAAGACCACAGCCAGCUAGCCCUCAGCAAGGUGAUGUCUGAUGGACCAGUCAAGCCAGAAGGAGCCAAGCCCGCCACUCACCGGCCUGCGGAGAGCUCAGCGUCCGGCCCCACGGGCGGCAGCUUCGGGAGCGGGCACGGCUUGGACAGCGAGGCAGGCGGCGGUGCCGCGGGGGACGCGAACCUGUUUCCUCUUCCAAGGAUAGGGAAGAUGGGGCAGAAUGGGCAAGAUCCUGUAAAACAACCAGGAGUAGGAGUGGGGCUAGCAGACACUGAAGUUAAAACUCAGGUAAUGGGAGAAAUCAAGAUUGCAUUGAAGAAGGAAAUGAAGACAGACGGUGAACAACUAAUAGUUGAAAUUCUCCAAUGCAGAAAUAUCACCUACAAAUUUAAAUCUCCUGAUCACUUACCAGAUUUAUAUGUAAAAAUAUAUGUGAUAAACAUCUCUACCCAAAAAAAGGUGAUCAAGAAAAAAACAAGAGUGUGUAGACAUGAUCGAGAGCCUUCAUUCAAUGAAACUUUUAGAUUCAGCCUAAGUCCUGCUGGACAUUCUCUUCAGAUUUUACUUUUCUCCAAUGGAGGGAAGUUUAUGAAAAAGACCUUGAUUGGCGAAGCCUGUAUCUGGCUUGACAAAGUGGAUCUCAGAAAAAGAAUAGUCAACUGGCACAAACUUUUGGUCAGUCCUACUCAAACUCAUUGAAGAAAUAUGUCUUCUCAGGGUAUAGAAACUUACUCUAAAUAAUUUCACAUCAAGACUACAGCUGGAGACUAUUGUACUAUGUUUUCAGAGUAAACAUGACAGGAGAAACAACAGGCAGAAUAGUUAAAGCCUUAUAAACGUAUUGUUGUGGAACAUAGAAAAAAAGCUCAAAUAAAAUGUUCAUAUAUUGAGGACAAAAAAACAAGCCCUGAGACCCUGGAUUUCUUGGGGCUGUCAAGAAAAAUAGAAAAAUGUUGAUUACUUAAUGCAAAAAUCUUGAAGCAGAGUUGAUCUGUCACUAAAGGCAGAGGCUCAAAGUUUAAUAUGGUUUCUAAUGCAAAAGUAAUCCUUUAUACAAAGGAACCUUGGUUGAAAGUCAAGAACUGAUGUAACAAAUCUAUUUUCAGAAGUCUAAAAAUCUAUUUUACUCACCUCCUCAGACAACUUAAUGUUUUGAGAUUCUGACAAAAAAAUACAUCUACAAUAUGUGUCCAAGGCUAGAAGUAAGGUGGUUGUGUUCAAAAGAAAAGAACUGGACGUGUAGAAAUUAUGGCUUUUAGACCAUAUGGUACAGUUUUUCUCUGUGUCUAAAUGUUACAAGGGUGAACAACACCAGUUUUGGUAUCCAUGUUGUAAAAGCACAUUUGUAUAAUUUGAAAUUAUGUAGAGUGAAGAUAAAACUAAGUGGAAAUGGAGUUACAUUUAUCUAGAAAUAAAGCCAUGACUGGCUAACAAAGAAUGUUGUCCCAUAACACAUAGCAACCUAGGUUGAAAAUAUCAAAAUCUCCAUAAUUUACUCUUAAGCCAAGACAUAUUCAAUCUACAUACCAAAGGACACAGAUUAAAUUGGUAUGUUCUAGGAAGCAUGAUAACUUGUUCUUUGUGGAACUGCAAAUAAAUGUGUUAUCCCACACAUUUCCUUUCUCCAGAGUGAUAUACUGACAGAAAAUUCUUCCUCUGGCAAACAAAUAAGAUUAAUCUGUGACAUUAAUUAAAUUGGUGUUAUUUCCUGCUCUUCCAUAAUUUUAGUUUCCCUUAACACAUUAACUGAUUGUGUAAUGAAAACCCUGACACCAAAGUCCACUUCCCUCUAGUGCUCCAUUUUCCUCUUUUAGUGAUGACAGCACAGUGAAACCAAGAUCAUCAAUGUUGGGAAAAUAUGUGAAACGUCAACAUUAUAUUGAAGUUACAAUAUAAUUUGAGCUAUUUUAGUAAUAUAGAAUAAAAGGGCCAAUGUCUAAGUCAUUAAACGGAAGCGUCCUCUCCUCCAUCGACCAACAAUAUUAACAAAGGAAGUAACAUGGGGUUGUAGGAAACACACUCAGCUGGGAUAAAAAGCCUGGCUUCUGAUCCGGGUCCUGCCAAUGACUGUGUCCCCUUGCACAUGGCAUUUAAACUCACAUUUCCCCAGUUUUCUUAUUUGUAUGAUAAAAAUAUUUAUCUAUUCCUAGACUUCCUAAUGGGAUGUUGGGAUGAUGAAACUAAGUGAUUAUUGAGAAAAGAUGAAAGCACAUUUCCAAAUAUACUUUUAUAUACAUAAAUGAGAAAUAAUUAUUAUGAAGCAUUUUACUUCACAAAUGUUAUAUGUGAGAAAGCACUCUGCAAACCAGUGGCAAACAUUGACAUGGAUAAAAGCAGUAUAUUAGCUCCAAAACUAAUUUUUUUCUUUAAAAUAUUAACUGUCAUUUAAUUUGAAAGAAAGGUGAAAAAUUAAAAGAAAAUGAUUUGUAAGCUGAGUUAUUAUAAAUUAAAUGAAUUAUACUGUUUUUAUCCUAUUCCCAUAUCCUACCCCAAAAUAAAUUAAAUUGUUUCUCAGAUCAUUUUGAGUUUAGAAACUGCUUUUUUAUUCAAGGGUGAGGUUUUAGUGGAUUUAGAUAAAUCAUCUCCAAAUACAUCGGUUGGAUACUGAAUUUUCUCAUUUUUAAAGGAAACAAUACCUUAAGUUUGAGAGGAACUGAUUAAAUGUAAAACAUUAAAAAUAAAAGAAUAUCUAAUAAAUCCCAGGCCAUAUAUCUUUAUUAUAGUCAUAAAGAAAUACCAAUUCACUAUUCCCCCAUCUAAGAAAGGUGACAGUCACUUUUUCCCUCUACUUUUUAUCCCUCUCCCUUGACAACACAGUCAUUUACCAUUGAUAUUGCUCUAACAUGAGCAUGUGAAGAGAGGAUCUCUAAAGAUUUCAUAUUGCUAGGACUUUAUUUUUAGAGAUGACUAGAUCUGCUGAUGGUUGCCAUGGAUAUUUCCAGCAAAGUAAGCAUUUUAGGAACUUAUAAUCAUCACUCAGCAUUUGGGAAGAAAAAGGUUCAGGAAAAUCUCCUAUUGACAUAAAAAGGCUCUGCUAUUUGCCCUUAAAAGGAAACUCUGGCUCACCUUAGAUCCUCUUCUGCAGCACUUACAUCCAAAGGUGUGCAUGAGAGGUUGUAUGACCAGUUUCUUUACUUCAUUCCAGUUGCAAUUUUUUUUUAGAAUAAUCCAAAUGGAGGUGCCACCAAAACA